AUGAUUGCCUUUUCUGGCAGCACACAUGUAAACUAUUCACGUUGCGGCAGGAAUCUUGACACGAUUGGUGUCAUUGGUUGCUUAAUGAAGGUGACAUUACCUAUCGUUCACUAUCCACAGCCAGUUCACGUCUGUGUCACCAACAGCAGCAUAAGGAUGAGGACACUCUGCCUCCUACUUCUAGUCGCUUGCGUGAACGCCAGUUUGCUUAACUGGGAAAAAGUGAGAAAGCUCAAAAAGACACUUUCUAAACUGGAGGCGCACCUAGAUGUGGAUCGUUUAAUGGCAAUUCGUAAUAGGCUUGCAAGUCAUCUUAAGGUGCCAAAGCUUAACCCUCAACAGCAAACUCUAUUGGAUCAGAAACUCAAGUCGAUAAGACCGGCUAAGUUGGCCAAAAGUGACACGAUUACAGAAGUAAACGAGGAAAGUGGAUUGUCGGAGAUUCUUUAUCAAGGAGAUAUAGUUUUGACUGAAGAGCAAGCUGAAGAGUUGAUACAAGAACAGAGUGAAGAGCGAGAACGAAGACAAGCAUAUGUUCCGAAAAGCUAUAAAUGGCCUAAUAAUCGCUUAUACUUCUCCUUUUAUCCUAACACAAGUGCUGCAACAAAGGCUAUUGCUCGAAAAGGUGCAAAAUUUUGGCACGACAACACAUGUAUUGACAUGAUUGAAAAAAGCAGCGCUAAUGCACGAGUAGCAAUCUAUGAAGGCACGGGAUGCAGCUCUAACCUCGGACACCUGAAUCGAUUGCAAAAUCUUUCUCUAAACAAUCCCGGAUGUACAAUGUACUGGAAAGCUUCGCACGAGCUUGCUCACGCAUUGGGUUUGCAUCAUGUUCAAACGAGAUACGACCGCGACAAUUACCUGAAGGUUGAUGUGAAAAACAUCCCUGAAGACAAAUUGCAUAACUUUGCUAAGACAGAAAAAAGCGAAUUUAGUACUUAUAACAUCCCUUAUGACUUUGGUAGCAGAAUGCACUACGGAGCAUACGAUUUUGCUAAAGACUCGUCCAUGCCAUCGAUGAUUCCUAACGAUAAAAAUUACCUCCACUCAAUGGGUUCACCUUUUAUGUCUUUUUAUGACAUUCUUCUUAUGAACACACACUACGGAUGCCUUGAGAAGUGCAAGUCUGUUAGCUCCGCUGCCAAAUGCAAGAAUGGUGGCUACCCAAAUCCUCGAGAUUGCUCCAAAUGCAUCUGUCCACGUGGAUACGGUGGUGUUUUAUGCAAUGAAAGGCCGCAAGCAAGCUCUUGCGGUAGAACAGAAACGGCUCUGAACAAAAAGAAGGAAUUCAAGCUAGCAGCUUUGGGAUCCGCUUACACAACAGUUCAGGAUGACUUCAUGGAAUGCUUCUACUGGAUCAAGAAUCCGGAAAAGAAGACAGUCAAAUUAACAAUCAAAGGCCUCAAAGUUGGGUACGUUAAUGUUGCUUGCAAUUACGGAGGAAUUGAAAUCAAAUCACAAAAAAAUCAGCUUAUGAGUGGCUACAGAUUCUGUGACUCAAAUGAAAAUAAAGGAAAGGUUAUCUCCUCGACCAGCAGCAUCAUUCCCAUCAUAGCCUACAGCCGUUAUAGAUCAACCGAAUUCGAGGUGGAGUAUUACACAGAGUGCAAGUCUGGUAGUCCGGUCUCCCAUGCAAAAUGCAAAAAUGAUGGCUACCCAAAUCCAGAUUGCUCCAAGUGCAUCUGUCCACAUGGAUACGAUGGUGUUUCAUGCAAUGAGAGACCACAAGCAAGAUCUUGCGGUAGAACAGAAACGGCUCUAAACAAAAAGAAGGAAUUCAAGCUAGCAGCCUUGGGAUCCGCUUACACAACAGUUCAGAAUGACUUCAUGGAAUGCUACUACUGGAUCAUGAAUCCGGAAAAGAAGACAGUCAAAGUAACAAUCAAAGGCCUCGCAGUUGGGCGUGUUGAUGAUGCUUGCACUUACGGAGGAAUUGAAAUCAAAUCACUAGAAAAUCAGCUCUGGAAUGGCUACAAAAUCUGUGACCCCAAACGUAUAGGAUUAGUUAUCUCCUCGUCCAACAGCAUCAUUCCCAUCAUAGCCUACAGCCGUUAUAGAUCAACCGAAUUCGAGGUGGAGUAUUACACAGAGUGCAAGUCUGGUAGUCCGGUCUCCCAUGCAAAAUGCAAAAAUGAUGGCUACCCAAAUCCAGAUUGCUCCAAGUGCAUCUGUCCACAUGGAUACGAUGGUGUUUCAUGCAAUGAGAGACCACAAGCAAGAUCUUGCGGUAGAACAGAAACGGCUCUGAACAAAAAGAAGACAUUCAAGCUAGCAGCCUUGGGAUCCGCUUACACAACAGUUCAGAAUAAAUUCAUGGAAUGCUACUACUGGAUCAUGAAUCCGGAAAAGAAGACAGUCAAAGUAACAAUCAAAGGCCUCACAGUUGGGCGUGUUGAUGAUGCUUGCACUUACGGAGGAAUUGAAAUCAAAUCACUAGAAAAUCAGCUCUGGAAUGGCUACAAAAUCUGUGACCCCAAACGUAUAGGAUUAGUUAUCUCUUCGUCCAACAGCAUCAUUCCCAUCAUAGCCUACAGCCGUUAUAAAUCAACCGAAUUCGAGGUGGAGUAUUACACAGGCAAGUGGUGGCUAUUCCCCCCUGCAGAUCUCUUUCAGAUAGACGAAUUUACAGUGUGA
Cylicocyclus nassatus is the source of this 2634-nucleotide messenger RNA. NCBI's taxonomy places the organism in Eukaryota, Metazoa, Nematoda, Chromadorea, Rhabditida, Strongylidae. The record is from the annotation of a GenBank genome assembly.